Molecule: messenger RNA, 2851 nt
Organism: Syngnathus acus (greater pipefish)
Lineage: Eukaryota; Metazoa; Chordata; Actinopteri; Syngnathiformes; Syngnathidae
Gene: mtus2b
Product: microtubule associated tumor suppressor candidate 2b
Exons: 13
Coding region: 134-1726 (530 amino acids)
Cellular component (GO): cytoplasm; nucleus
Molecular function (GO): microtubule binding
Source: RefSeq, a predicted model, not a curated record
CACCUGCAUCUGAAGCGGUCCAUGCCAGCUCAUGCGGAUCCCAAGCUCGGACAUGUGUCCAAAGGCUCAGCCGUGUUUGACAAGCACAGACAGGACAUGUCUGGGAUGAAAGUUGGAGCCAGCAGUGGUUCUCAUGAGGACAUUCCUGGGAAAUGGCCCCUGGAGGACGGAGUCAGCAUCUACCGCUCCCCCAGAUGUGCCAGGCCUCAGCUGGGGCUGGGCGCUGUCACCAGACAACCCACGGCCAAAACACCAGGUCAAAAGUCGUCAUCGGCGGUGCUCGGACCUCACGGUUGGUUGCCAGGAAGCUUCAGGGGAACAAAGGAGGUCAGGUCCAGAGAGCUCCCCCAGGAACCUUUUGCUUCAAUCCGGCCAGUCUGGUCUUCGUCCUCCGGGAUUCUCCGCCCUUCCUCCUGCCAGAGUGAGCGGCGUCCCGAGGACCUUGUCGUCCAUGUCCGGUGACAGCAAUACUUGGCAGACCUGGAGAAGAGAGACGCUGAAGGAGUCAGAGGCGUCCUCCCCGAAAAAAUCUGCAGCGGUUUCGCCUAAGCCUCAAUCCCCUGCCCGCGGCGGGCGCUGCGGCUCAUCGCAGGAAGUGGACCGGGCCCUCAUCAAGCUGCUGCGGGAACGCUGCGAGCAGCAAGCACGCCAGCUAAACAGCCUGCAGGCGCAGCUGAAGAAGGCCUCGCUGUGCAUGAGCGUCUUCUCCAUCACCACGCAGCACUUCUGUCACAAGAGCGAGAGUGCAGCUGUGAGGGAAGGGGAACUGUCCCAGGAGCUCGCCAGGAUCAGGGAUGAAGUGGCUUUCAGCGUGUCCCACUGGGAGCAGCUGCAGCGGGAGAAGCAGGAGCUGGAGCGCCGUUUCCAGGCCGAGCUCAGGGGCCUGCGGGCCGAGCAGCGGGUGCAGCUGGGAGCGCUGGAGGAGCGGCUGAAGGCGCAGCACGCCGACGACAACCGCGGCCUGAGGGCCCACCAGCGUGCCCGACUGGACCGCCUCAGGCUGCAGCAGCAGGAGCAGAUGGAGGAGAUGAACGAGAACCACCAGGCCUCCCUGGUGGAGAUGGAGGCCACGCACAACGAUACGCUGGCCACCCUGCGAGAGGAGCACGACCGCACCGUGAAAAAUCUGAAGAUGGCCCACGAGCAGCAGAGGAAGUCUGUGGAGGAGGACUUUGAGAAGAUCAGACUCUCCUUGCAGGAUCAGGUGGACAUGCUGACCUUCCAGAACAGGAGCCUGAGGGACCGGGCCAAACGCUUCGAGGAAGCCCUCCGCAAGAGCACCGACGAACAGAUCGUGGAUGCUCUGGCGCCGUACAAACACAUUGAGGAGGACCUGAAGAGCCUGAAGGAGGUGCUGGAGAUGAAGAACCAACAAAUCCAUCAGCAGGACUUGAAGAUUACUGAGCUGGAGAAAAUACAGGCUGAAAAGAACGUUCACCUGGAGGAGCGGGUGCAAGUGUUGCAGCAGCAGAACGAGGACCUGAAGGAACGCAUCGACAAGAACCUCGCCGUGUCCAGGCAACUUUCGGAAGAGAACGCCAACCUGCAGGUGCACGUGGAGAAGGAGAGCACGGAGAAGAAGCGGCUGAGCCGCACCAACGAGGAGCUGCUGUGGCGUCUGCAGACGGGCGAGCUCAGCCCUCGCAUGUCGCCCAGCGGCUCGCCCGUCCACCGCCCGCCCUCCCUGCCCGGCUCGCCCGCCCGCCCGCACUCCUACCACCAGUGACCCCCGCCGCCGCCGGACACUUUGUGCAAACGACACUCAGGAGGAUUUUUAUUUUUUAUUUUUAAAGACACACCCGGCAACUUGGACAAAAGACACACUGACGUUCUCCUUUUGCCUUCAUCUGUCAUCUAGCACGACGGCCGUUCAUUUUCUUCCACCCCACCAGCGAGGACCAAAUUUCGCAUUGCUAAUGGGCAACUGGGGAAGUGGGCAGCUUGCAUCUGGUGGCAUCUUGGUGCCAAGAAACCACUCAAGUGAGUUGAGGAACUUUAUUUCGACAAAAGUAGUCCUCGAUGGCACCACUUGCUAGCAGAGCGGGAUAGAAAAGAAAUGGCCGGCGGAUGGGUGCCUUGCUCAAGGGCUGCGCGCCAUGCCGACCGACCACAGGGAUUGAACCGGUUGAAUCCGUCCGUCUCAUGUUGACGGGAACACGGGUAUUUGUCAUGUUAUGUUUGCUUUUGACUUGCCCCAGAUGGCAAAGCCAAGGAAUUUCUGAUGAUGAUGAUGAUAACCAUAGAUCAGCAAAUGGAACAGCAUGAGGAAAGUGGAAGAAGUGCAUACAAAUGGAAUGGCCAAGUCAGACAUUUUGUCCUUAUGUGAGGAGAAAAACGGAUGUGGAAUUAAAAUCGGGUUAAUAUGCAGGUAAGCCAUUCAAUGCCAUACUUUUUUCUCGACAAAAUGUUGUGUUCACGGAUUUGUUAUGACAGAUUUGUAUCAAACACAUUUUAAGGAAUAAUAUUUGAAAUAUGAUGAAAACAGGUGAGAGAAUUUGAUCCAUUCCAAUUGGUCGGUAGAAUGUUCUAAAAGGCAACGGAAUGCCCCUCUUUGGCCGCGACUGACACUCUGGAUGGAGUUAUAAAGUCUUUGUUUACAUUUCUCAAGAUUGUAUUUCAAGAUUUGUUGUCUUCAAAGCAUGUCCUCGUGCAUUUUGGUGAUUUCUAUUUCUUUGCUAAGAGACGUCAUGUACAUGUCUUUGUUUGUUUGUUUCAUUGCUCUUCCAGCCAAAUUGCAUGUGUUAGCAAAUAUAUGUGUGUGUGUGUGUGUGUGUGUGUGUGUGUUGUCGCCACUCUUUGUACGCUAGCAUUAAAUCACCAUAGCAAAAUAAAUGAAUGAAUCAACUUUUUA